Molecule: messenger RNA, 1320 nt
Organism: Capronia coronata CBS 617.96
Lineage: Eukaryota; Fungi; Ascomycota; Eurotiomycetes; Chaetothyriales; Herpotrichiellaceae
Exons: 1
Coding region: 1-1320 (439 amino acids)
Biological process (GO): regulation of cyclin-dependent protein serine/threonine kinase activity
Cellular component (GO): cyclin-dependent protein kinase holoenzyme complex; nucleus
Molecular function (GO): protein kinase binding; cyclin-dependent protein serine/threonine kinase regulator activity
Source: RefSeq, a predicted model, not a curated record
AUGGACUCUCAUCACACCUUGGCCCAGAACAGGGCGGCAUUGGAGGCGUUUGUGCGACAGCCAGUUCGCUCUUAUAUGAUCCAGCAUCUGGCCAAACAUGCCUCAGAGGUCAUUAGAUGUGACCCAGAGCCGAUUCCAGCAAACGCCAUUCCUACUCCUCCCUCCACGCCUCCUCACCGAGCCUCAUCAGCGGCCGCCCUACCGCCCUUGCCGACGCUGGAACAGUUCAUCUACUCUCUGGUUCAGAAAUCGUCUGUCCAGAUCCCAACACUAAUGACCUCUUUGGUCUACCUCGCCCGUCUGCGAUCCCGGUUACCGCCUGUGGCGAAGGGAAUGCGUUGCACAGUCCAUCGCAUCUUCCUUGCUUCUCUGAUCCUGGCGGCCAAGAACUUGAACGAUUCAAGCCCAAAGAAUAAGCAUUGGGCACGAUACACCACCGUGAAGGGCUUUGAUGGAUUCGGAUUCGCUCUGGCAGAGGUGAAUUUGAUGGAGAGACAGCUCUUAUACCUGCUUGACUUUGACGUCCGGGUGUCGGAGCAAGACCUUUUUGACCAUUUCGAACCAUUCCUGGCACCUAUCCGAUUCCAGAUGGAACUUCAACAACAACACGAAGAGAUCCAGCUGACAAGCCUCAACCGAGUCUGGCACUCUCACCAGACCUCCUACGAUUCCAACGUAUCUCUCCCACCAACUCGCAAGGAAAAUAUCCUUCCCAGUGUCGCAACGCCCCCGCCGAGGGCGACAGGUGUCUACGACUCUCCAGCGUCUUGCGUCGACGAAGAGCUCGCGCAUGGUCGUUAUGCGCGCCAGAAAGUCAACAACGGCUCUCUGUCGCUGCCUGCCCAAAGCCAUAACCGACGGUGGGCAUCGCCUUUCCGACAUUACGGGAACAACCGAUCCGUGUCACCGCCUUCAAUCCGAGAUCUCCCACCACUGGUUCCGUCCAGCAGACCCGGAACCAUGCAUGGCCACUCCAACUCCAGAUCUUCGUCCAUGGCACCAUCGCUACGAUCGCGAUCUUCAUCCAUUGCUCCUACAUCUCGGGGGACGCCUUACAGUGUAUCAUCAGGCAUCGAUGACGCCGUUGUGGUGGUUGACCUAACAGAAAGCCCUGACGCGUCGUAUCACAACGCCUACACCAAAGCAAUGUCAGUGUCCAGGCCGAGCCUCAAAGGCCACCAGACAAGCUUCCAAGGCGAAAGCCAGCAACCCGCCAAAAAGGCUAGGGCGGACUCUGGCGUCGGUGGCGUCAUGGCCAGAAUCUUCAGCUCGGCUACCAGCAAUUACAGACUCGGAAGGACGCCGAUUCAAGUGGCUUAG